This is a messenger RNA of Aspergillus niger, 552 nucleotides long. RefSeq lists its product as hypothetical. The coding region runs from base 1 to 552 and encodes 183 amino acids. The transcript is spliced from 2 exons. The record is from RefSeq and is a predicted model, not a curated record. Lineage: Eukaryota; Fungi; Ascomycota; Eurotiomycetes; Eurotiales; Aspergillaceae.
AUGCCUUUUAAUCCUAGCUCUGCACACGAUCUGCUGCUGGACCCACUUCAUGCACCUUUUGGCCUUCCAUUUCGGUCAAGAAAAGCGAGCAGAUAUGGACCAUUAAAUGGCAUUCGGCUUCGUGGUGUAAAGGCACGGGGGUUAUUGAGUUGGUCUGUGACUCUGUUUCCGGGUGAUAGAAGGCGCACAAGAACCGGGUACCUAGGGGCGAUUUGCGGUAAUGCUGUGGCCGGUAUUCUUUCGGCCUUUGUAUCCGACCUGAAUGUCCCACAAGUUCUUUAUAUGGCGAAAUAUCGGGAGUCCCAUGUGGUUGGGAAACAUCCACCGAUCACUGUCGCCAGCCAGCCUCUUAACCAUAAUGAGAUCUGCUUGCACUUGAGCGUGUGGACGUCUGAAAGAGAGCCUUCACCGUAUGCCUUUUGGUAUGAACCAUCCAGCAGAUCGAUGAUUGUUGGCAAUUGUACACAUUGCUCAGUCGUUGUAAGAACAGCCGUUUGCCACUCGAGCAGUUACCGGCUGAUUGACCACCUCAAAACAGGUGAUGCAGGAUAG